This is a messenger RNA of Danio aesculapii, 6148 nucleotides long. RefSeq names its product proton myo-inositol cotransporter. Bases 155 to 2077 code for a protein of 640 amino acids. The record is from RefSeq and is a predicted model, not a curated record. Lineage: Eukaryota; Metazoa; Chordata; Actinopteri; Cypriniformes; Danionidae. Gene Ontology annotation, cellular component: membrane. The transcript has 10 exons. Gene Ontology annotation, molecular function: myo-inositol:proton symporter activity. Gene Ontology annotation, biological process: transmembrane transport.
UCAUCACUGUCUGAUCCUUCAGACUUCAAGCACAGAGCCGUGCCACAACUUGCGGGACUCGAAACGCCAUUCAUAAAAACAAACCCACACGCGCACGCACUGGACUUCUCCAGUUUGACUCGCUGUGCACAUUUGCUCUUGCGGUUUUUCACUUAUGUCCCGCAAAUCCAGCGAUGACUAUAACCUGCGUAGUAUGAGCAACCUGAUGGGCGAGAGGAGAAAGCGGGCGUCGGAUGAUGGAGAGCGGAGUCUCAUCAAGGCUCCGUCCAGCGCGAGCGUCAGCAGCGCGGGUCCCUCAGCGGCGGCUCCCGCGCCUGCCGACCUGGAGCGCGCGGCGCGCAAACAGUUCCAGCAGGAUGUCACGCCGGUGUUCGUGUACGUCCUCGCCGUUUUCUCGGCUAUCGGUGGCUUUCUGUUCGGCUAUGACACGGGGGUGGUGUCCGGGGCGAUGCUGCUCCUCAAAAGGGACAUGAACAUCAGUGCCUUGUGGCAGGAGCUGCUGGUGUCCGGGACUGUGGCUGCGGCGGCGGUGUCCGCGCUGCUCGGCGGGUGCCUAAACGGGCUGUUCGGCCGGCGGGUGUGCAUCCUCACGGCCAGCUUCACCUUCGCCGUCGGGGGGGUCGUGUUGGGAUCUGCUCCUAAUAAGGAGGCACUGCUGGUUGGACGGCUCAUCUUGGGACUUGGGCUGGGUAUUGCCUCGAUGACCAUUCCGGUGUACAUCGCUGAAACAUCGCCGCCGCAUCUAAGAGGACGCCUGGUCACCAUCAACACUCUGUUCAUCACAGCGGGACAGUUCACAGCCAGCAUUAUUGAUGGAGCCUUCAGCUACAUGAAGCACGAAGGCUGGAGGUACAUGUUGGGUCUGUCAGUGAUCCCUGCGCUGCUGCAGUUCCUAGGGUUCCUCUUCCUACCAGAAAGUCCCCGUUGGCUCAUUCAGAAAGGUUUGACCCAGAAGGCCCGGCGUGUGCUCAGCCAAAUCCGUGGCAACCAGAACAUCGACGAGGAGUAUGAUACUAUCAAAAGCAGCAUCGAAGAGGAGGAAAAGGACUGCGGAGGAGAGGGCCCGGUGAUCUGGCGCAUGCUGACCUUCCCUCCGGCUCGCCGUGCUCUGAUUGUGGGCUGUGGACUGCAGAUGUUCCAGCAGCUUUCCGGCAUCAACACCGUCAUGUACUACAGCGCCACCAUUCUGCAGAUGUCAGGAGUGCGAGACGAUAAGCUGGCCAUCUGGCUGGUGACUGUAACGGCGUUCACUAAUUUCCUGUUUACGCUUCUGGGUGUUUGGCUGGUGGAAAGAGUAGGGAGACGCAAACUUACAUUGGGCAGCAUCUUCGGCACUGUUUUGAGUCUUUGUCUGCUGUCUGUUGGGUUCCUCCUGUCCGCCCAGCAUUCUCCGCCUGUUACUCUACAUCUGUCCGAUCCCACAACACCCAACUCCAGCUGCGCAGCACAUCUGUCAUGCGAGCCCUGUAUGCUGGACCCUGGCUGUGGUUACUGUUAUCAGGAAAACAGCACUGCUGUGUUCGCCUCCUCCUGUGUGCCUGUCAAUCCGGCCUCCACUGAGAGAGCAGCGUGGGGCAAAUGCUCUAAUACCACACAUUUGCCAGACAGUGGUAUAUGGGCCUAUAACUUCUGCCCAACUUCUUAUUCAUGGGUUGUGCUUUUGGGACUUGUGCUCUACCUUGCAUUUUUUGCCCCAGGAAUGGGGCCGAUGCCAUGGACGGUUAAUUCUGAAAUCUACCCCCUUUGGGCCAGAAGCACAGGCAACGCUUGUUCUGCCGGAGUGAACUGGACUUUCAAUGUGCUGGUGUCCCUGACGUUCCUUCACAUGGCCCAGUACUUCACUUACUAUGGCGUAUUCUUCCUCUACACCAGUUUGGCUCUUACGGGCUUCUUUUUCAUCUACGGUUGCCUCCCUGAGACUAAAGGACGGCGGCUAGAAGAGAUCGAAUCCUUGUUUGAAAACCGACUCUGCUCGUGCGGCAUCUCGGAUUCUGACGAGGACCGGCAAGUGGAAUACAUCCGGGUAAAAGGCUCAAACUACCACCUAUCGGACAAUGACGCGUCUGAUGUUGAAUAACUGGUGUGAAACCUGUGGUCUGGUAAACGGGGAUGAGAAGGCAUCGACUGCGCCUCGCUCGAUCCCCACGUCAGGUUGGCUCACUGUAUCGGUCAGAUCGAGUCUCUCUCAUCCAGACGUCCACCGCGAUGGCAAGAACAGGGUUGUAGAGCACACACAAACAAACACGCAGUGCCAAGUCAGCUUUUAUAAUGUUGUGAGUGUGCUCAUUCCUCCACCGGCAGAUGAAAACACACUCAUCAUUCGUGUAAAAGGUGUUUAGCUGUAAAUGCAGUAAUAUAUAUGCAGAAGGAUAUUACUGUUUUUGUUUUCUUUGUCAUGUUUAAGCACGAACAAAAAGCUCAUUUUAAAUCUUGAAAUAACACUUACAUUAAAAAAGAUAAGAUAUGCUACCAGUCAACACUUUCGACACACUGACUUAUUCUUAAUGGACCCUUUUCAGAAACUAAGAUGAUGCAAUUCUGUAGUGAUUAACAUUGUACAUUGAACAGAUUUUUAUUCUGCACUAUCAUAGAUUAAAUUUUUUUAGAGGCCAUAUGUUAUAUUUUUUCUUUCCUGUUUUUUAUUUUCAUUUACGUAAUUUUCACUUGAUCUGGACAUAUAAUUUUUCAUAAAAAACUAGUUAUGUCAAAAAAACAACAGUCACGAUUACACGAAAAACAAAUGUUGAUAUCAAGAGAAAAUAAAACUUGUGGUUGCGUAAAUAUUACAAGAAAAUAAAACUCAAGAUCACACGAAAACGAGUUAUGGCAAGAUAAUGAGAAUAUAACAGUUACAAACACGCAAAAACCAGUAAUGUUGAGAUCACAAGAAAAUUAAACUUACAAUUACGUGAAAAUGAGUAAUGUCAAGAUCAUGAGAAUAUAAAAGUUCUGAUAACAUGCAAACAAAUUAUGUCAGUUGUGAUCACGGAAAAAUACGUUAUGUCGAGAUCACGAAAAAAUAAAAGUUGCGAUAAUGUAAAAACGAGUGAUGUCGAGAUCACGAGAAAAUAAAAGUUGCAUUAACGUGAAAACGAGUGAUGUCGAGAUCACGAGAAAAUAAAAGUUGCGAUAACGUAAAAAUGAGUGAUGUUGAGAUCACGAGAAAAUAAAAGUUGUGAUAACGUGAAAACGAGUGAUGUCGAGAUCACGAGAAAAUAAAAGUUGCGAUAAUUUGAAAUCGAGCGAUGUCGAGAUCACGAGAAAAUAAAAGUUGCGAUAACAUGAAAACGAGCGAUGUCGAGAUCACGAGAAAAUAAAAGUUGCGAUAACAUGAAAACGAGCGAUGUCGAGAUCACGAGAAAAUAAAAGUUGCGAUAACAUGAAAACGAGUGAUGUCGAGAUCACGAGAAAAUAAAAACAAAUUAUGUCAGUCGCGAUUAUGAAAAAUAAGCUAUGUCGAGAUAAAAGUCGUGAUCACGGGAAAACCAGUUAUGUCAAGAUUACGAGAAAAUAAAAGUCACGAUCACACAAAAAUAAGUCAAGUCAAGAUCAUGAGAAAACUCAGGUCUUGAUCAUGAGAAAACAAAAGAGAAAAGAAUGAUAUAAUACAUGGCCUCUUAGGAAUUCCAUACCAUUCAUACCUAUAUAAGUUUAUCCUGGAAAGUGUCCAUUGAAAUGUUCACCUUCUAAUCAUCAAAACAAAUAUUCAAAUGCCAUUUUAAUAGAUGUCUGGGAAUUAUGUAGAGAUUAAAAGUAACUCAACAAGUAAUUAUUUUUGUUCUGGGCAUUCAAGUGUGUCUCAAUUUUUGACUAGUAGUCCAUAAAUCAAUCUAAUUGCUUAACAUAACGCGAGUCCCUGAAUAUGAACCAAUGAUAAAUCUAAAGUUAUUAACCUCACGUCCCCCGGCCUCGAUUAAAACCUUCCACACUCUGAAACGUGUAGCAUAUUGCCUUGCUUGUAUGUAAUAUGCGACCUGCCUUUCACCGUCUGGUUUUUGAACAGUUUAUUUUGUAAAGAACCGUCAAGUUUGUAGGAUUAGAGAUCAUUGACACAAAGUCUUAUGUAGCUUUCUGCGGUUUCCUGUGAUCGUGUAGUGUGGCCUUAUAAAAUCUUCACAAAUGUAUUUAUUUAUUUAUGUUACGACCUUGUUUCAUCUUAAUUUAAUUUUAAUUUAAUGUUUACAUUUUUAAAUAGCUUUUUGUUAUUAAAUAUAUAUUUUAAUAUGAUUUUAAGUUGUCUUCCUUAUAGCCUAGUGUACAAAAAUCAUUUUAUUGGUCUUGUCUGAGGAAUAAUGUAGGCUAUCUGUUUUGACGAGUACAGUGUAAUAUCCGAUGUUCUGUUGUGCUAAGUAUUCAGUUAGACAAAUACACACGACAGCGUGCCAAACUGACCUGGAAAAACUCUGUGUUGUGGUUCUAGCUUUCUUGAAAACCAAGCUGAUGACUCCUGUAAAAGCAACCCAAUAACGUGUCGACUCAACUUCCUGUUUAAAGGGUUCAGUGAUGCAUAAUUGUGCACAUCAGGCCUUGUGUAUUGUGCGUUUUUGUUCAGACACUUGGUUACGUGUUAGUUGACAUUUUCAAAACUUCAUUUGGUUGAACAAAGUACUAAUGAAAUUGGCAGAAUGUUUGGCAUUUUAGCUCAGUUUGACCUUAAAGGAAUAAUUCACCCACAAAUGGCCGUUUACUCACCCUCACACAGGUCCAGAUAAUAAUAAUAUUCUAUGAAAUAUAAAAUGAUUUCCAUAUAAUAAAGCCACAGAGGUAAAUAAUAGUCUAAUAAAAUAAAACCAUUCAUUCAAUCUCUUGGGCUUGGCCGGGUCACGGGGGCAGCAGUCUCAGGAGAAAACCCCAGACUUCCCUCUCCCCAAAACUUCCUCCAGCUCCUCCAAGGGGAUCCCGAGGCAUUCCUAGGCCAGCUGAGAGACAUAGUCCCUCCAGUGUGUCCUGGGUCUUCUCCGAGGCCUCCUCCUGGUGGGACAUGCCUGGAACACCUCCCUAGGUAGACGUCCAAGACGCAUUCGAAACAGAUGCCCGAGCCACCUCAGCGGACCUCUCUCGAUGUGGAUGAGCAGCGGCUCUACUCCGAGCUCCUCCCGGGUGACAGAGCUCCUCACCCUAUAAAGGUGCGUCCUGCCAUCCUGAGAAGGAAACUCAUUUCAGCCACAGAUCUUGUCCUUUCGGUCAUGACCCAAAGCUCAUGACCAUAGGUGAGAGUAGGAACGUAGAUUGACCUGUGAAUCAAAAGCUUUGCCUUUCCGCUCAGCUCCUUCUUUACCUCAACGGACCGGUACAUCAAUCUCACGUUCCACCCUUCCCUCACUCAUGAACAAAACCUCAACAUACUUGAGCUCCUCCACCUGGGGUAAGGACUUUCCUCCAAUCUGGAGAUGGCAAACCACCUCUUUCUGGUGAAGCACCAUGGCCUCGGACUUGGAGGUGCUGAUUCUCAAGUCACAUUCGGCAGCAAACCACCCCAGUGCGUGCUGAAGAUCCAUGUCCAAUGAAGCCAACAGAACAACAUCAUCUGCAAAUAACAGAUGAAAUCCUGUGUUCCCGGAACCGGAACCCCUCUGGCCAAAGGCUGCGCUUUAAAACUCUGUCCAUAAAAUGAAGUAAAUAAAACUUAACUAGGCGACGCAGUGGCGCAGUAGGUAGUAGUGCUGUGGCCUCACAGCAAGAAGGUCGCUGGUUCGAGCCUCGGCUGGAUCAGUUGGCGUUUCUGUGUGGAGUUUGCAUGUUCUCCCUGUGUUGGCGUGGGUUUCCCCCACAGUCCAAAGACAUGUGGUACAGGUGAAUUGGGUAGGCUAAAUUGUCCGUAGUGUUGAGUGUGGAUGAGUGUGUAUGGAUGUUUCCCAGAGAUGAGUUGCAGCUGGAAGGGCAUUCGCUGCGUAAAACAUAUUCUGGAUAAGUUGGCGGUUCAUUCCGCUGUGGUGACCCCGAAUUAAUAAAGGGACUAAACCGAAAAGAAAAUGAAUGAAAAUGAAACUAAAUUACAUUUGUGGGUGAACUAUUACUUUAAGAAAUCAAAUUUCUGACAUAAAAUGUAUUGAGUGGAGUACAGGAAGUGACCUAAUUAAAGGUUUCAGUCGACAUGUGUGAUGUAAUUGAGAGUUUUAUUGAACAGUUUCAUGUGUUUGACUUUUAG